This is a messenger RNA of Parnassius apollo (apollo), 384 nucleotides long. The record is from the annotation of a GenBank genome assembly. NCBI's taxonomy places the organism in Eukaryota, Metazoa, Arthropoda, Insecta, Lepidoptera, Papilionidae.
AUGAUACCUCCAACAGACUUCACAAGCCAAGGUGUCCUCGGAAGUCCACAGGACGGUCUUCGCACACCAACGGGCAGCCAGAUGCUGGCCAACCCACUGCUCAACCUCAACAACACCGGCCGCACCAACUUCACCAACAAACAGCUUACAGAGCUGGAGAAAGAAUUCCACUUCAACAAAUACCUUACCAGAGCACGGAGGAUAGAAAUAGCCUCCGCUCUACAACUGAAUGAGACCCAAGUAAAAAUAUGGUUCCAGAACAGAAGGAUGAAGCAAAAGAAGAGGAUUAAAGAAGGUCUAAUUGUAGCUCCCGAGGUGACUCCAUCAACCGCUUCCCACUCAAACACCAUCGGAUCAUGUGAAAAUAGUCGAGAGUCAAGUUAA